AUUUUGCCAACAAUCAACAAAAUCACCAACGCAUUUUCAAUUUUUGUGCUAACACUAACACUAUUCCUCACAUUAUUAUAGAAGAAAAUAGAGUUAUUUUAAGAAAACUAACAAGAAUUGUGCUAUAUUUUUAUCAGCGUUAUGUCUCCAGAGGACAAUUACAAACGAAGAUUUUAGAGAAUAAACUUAAUAUUCCUGGUAAGAAAAUGUAUUUGCGAUAAAAUACCAGCAACGAUGGAUAUUUUAAAGGCCGAAAUAGCCAAAAAACGCAAAUUAUUGGAAGAGAAAAACCUACUUGCACCUGAUAAGAAAUAUUUUAAAAGAGGGGACCUAUUAGCAAAAGAGGAGGAGGAAUACCGUCAAAAAUACGGAACAUAUAAGAAUGAGGAUUCAGCCAAUACAACAGAAGUUUCAGAAGGCAAAAAAUCUGAAUCUGACGUAGAGGGGCACAGCAUUUUACCGCGAAGUGAAGUAAUCUCACGUUUACGCGACCGCUCUGAACCCAUCCUCCUCUUUGGAGAAACAGAAGUUGACGCUUUUAAACGUUUACGAAAAUGCGAGCUUUUGGAACCUGAGGUUAACAAAGGUUUUCGUAAUGAUUUCCAAGAAGCCAUGGAGCAAGUAGAUCAAGCAUACUUGGAUGAGCUACUUGCAGCAUCAGAGGCUGCUAAAACUACACCAAAAACAGCAGAUAAAGAGAAGACAGUGACUGUGACAUAUGAGGAACUUCAAGACAUGGCUAAGGAUAUGGGGCACGGUGAAAGGGAGCGAGACAUGACUGUUAUAGUUCACUUUAUUGAGUUUAUUCUAAAAUUAUGGAAUGAACAAUUGCAAAACCGUCCAGCUGAAGAAAAACGAGGAACUAAAGGGAAAUUAGCCCUCGCCACGUACACACAAACACAGCAGUAUCUCAAACCCCUUCUCAGAAAAUUAAAAUCUUUCACAUUGCCUGAAGAUAUUUCGGACAGUUUAACGGAAAUCGUCGUCCAUCUUAUGAAUAGAAACUAUCUUAAAGCGAGUGAUGCAUAUUUGCAAAUGGCCAUCGGAAAUGCCCCAUGGCCCAUUGGUGUGACCAUGGUGGGCAUCCACGCUCGUACAGGGCGAGAAAAAAUCUUCUCGAAAAAUGUCGCGCAUGUGAUGAAUGAUGAGACUCAAAGAAAGUACAUUCAAGGGCUGAAAAGAUUGAUGACUAAAUGUCAGGAGUAUUACCCAACUGACCCCUCCAGGUGUGUCGAAUAUGCCGCUUUUGGACCCCCUAAAAGUGAGUCAACUCCUUCAAAUUGAAUAUUUUAUGCGAUUUAUUGUGUAUAUGUAACAUUGCAAAUAAAUUUUAUUUAGUAAGUAUUAA
This is a messenger RNA of Tribolium madens (black flour beetle), 1348 nucleotides long. RefSeq names its product pre-mRNA-splicing factor 18 (gene Prp18). The transcript has 6 exons. Bases 235 to 1284 code for a protein of 349 amino acids. The record is from RefSeq and is a predicted model, not a curated record. NCBI's taxonomy places the organism in Eukaryota, Metazoa, Arthropoda, Insecta, Coleoptera, Tenebrionidae. Gene Ontology annotation, cellular component: U4/U6 x U5 tri-snRNP complex; U2-type post-spliceosomal complex; U5 snRNP. Gene Ontology annotation, biological process: RNA splicing; generation of catalytic spliceosome for second transesterification step.